Lathyrus oleraceus (garden pea) is the source of this 1367-nucleotide messenger RNA. RefSeq lists its product as uncharacterized. NCBI's taxonomy places the organism in Eukaryota, Viridiplantae, Streptophyta, Magnoliopsida, Fabales, Fabaceae. The coding region runs from base 95 to 802 and encodes 235 amino acids. The transcript has 4 exons. The record is from RefSeq and is a predicted model, not a curated record.
GAAAAAGAAAACUCAGCUUUUUGGUUUAUACUCGAGGAUUGGUGUAUUCAUUUAGGUUUUAGAUGUAAUAUUGUGGAUCAUACCGUCGUCCAGAAUGUCGAAGGAAUUCGAUACCAACUUGCUCGGCGUCACACGACCGCCCCCGGAAAGCUGCGAUGAAAGAGGAAAACGGCUGAAAUUGGAAGAGGAAUCAGAAUCGGAAUCUGAGUCUGAAUCGGAACAGGAGUUGGAAUCGGAUUCGGAACAGAAAGGAUUCCCUUAUUGGGAUUACACAACGAAACCAUAUGAAGAUCUGGUGUAUGAAGACUUCUCAAGCCGGUUUGACAAUAACCCUAUUCCUUUUCGUUUUAGAUGUUCCCGCUUUUACUAUAGGAAUAAGGCGCAGAUUAAGAAAGACGAUGAAGAGGCUAAGGCAGUGGCUGAGUAUUUACGAGACUCUGCUAACAUAAGUCCCUUCGAUGCUAUCCCUGUUCCACCCUUAGCAAAUGUAUCUGCCAAUAACUUUCCCAAACCCAUUACUACCAUGAACGAUGAUGCUCGCACCUGUCUCACAGAACUCUCCAAGCUUUCUUUGAAAACGUACAAUAAUGACCAGGGUUCAGAUUACCAGUUUCAUAACCUUGUCAAAGCAUGCCGAUAUCACACUCCUUUUAUUACUUAUUACAUUACCUUUGAAGCAAAAGAUGCUGCCACACAUGUUGAUCCUUUCAACAGCCCUAUUAUAACUUUCCAGGCCCAGGUCUGGAAACGGUUUACCAAAGAUGGACCGCCUAUUGUCCAAUCGUGUUCCAUUAAAACCUAACUCCAAGUGUUUGAUAGGGCUUGUAGCAUGUGAGGAUUGGCAUCAUAAAGACGCACAUGAUUGAUUUGAUGAGAUUUUAGAAUGGCAACAAUGUUUGAAGCCGAAGGUAGAUCAGAAACAUUGGUGCCUAUGUUUACUCCGACGAAUGCACCUGCAUUAUACAUUAUCAAGAAUGUGAUUCAACAAUUGAGAUUGUUGACAAUGAAAGAGAUAGUUUAAGUUACCUAAUACAUUGUUUAGAGUAGUAGCAACAGUGAGGAACAAAACUAUGAGGAACCAUUUUUGGAGAUUCUUCAUUGCAUACAAUCCCAAGAAACAGAUGAAGAAAACAACACUACAUGCGAGAAUUGAGACUUUUAUGCCAUCCUUGUUCAUAUGAUUUUCCCUCCCAUUCCGAAACUAAACUAAAAAAGUCAUUCAUUUUUGGUAAUUCUAACUUGUGCCCCAUGGGCACAAGUUGGGGCACAAGUUAAGAAAGGCACUUAUAGAAAAUUUGUAUUGGAAAAAACAAUUAAAAAAUUAAUUUUAUAUUUUUAUUAAAGUCAAUACACAAUUUCCAAGAUAA